UCGGAUCGUAUCGAACAUCCCUACUCAGGAUACGUGGGCACCAAAUGUAGAACAAGAGGAGGGAUGUGAUGCUUCCAAAAUGCGUCUGCCUGUAAUUCCACAUAAUCGACGACUUAUAAGUUGGAUUCAAGUUAUCAAGCUGUCCAUUUUUAGCUUCCUCAAAAUGAAUGCCUAAAAUCUCUGCGAAUAAGACGGAUAUUAAUAAAUAGUAG
Acanthoscelides obtectus is the source of this 212-nucleotide messenger RNA. The record is from the annotation of a GenBank genome assembly. NCBI's taxonomy places the organism in Eukaryota, Metazoa, Arthropoda, Insecta, Coleoptera, Chrysomelidae.